AUGAGUUCAUUUUCUACCUUGUGUAUUUUAAGUUCGAUACUCAUCGUGAGUUGUAGUAACAUUGUAUGCGCUCAAGACUCAUCGGCCGAUUAUGUGAACGCCCACAACGCAGCAAGAUCGGCUAUUGAAGGUGCCAACAUUCCAAAUCUUGUUUGGGACAACAAAAUUGCGACUUUUGCGCAGAAUUAUGCUAAUAAGCGCAAGGAUUGUAAAGCGUAUCCCUCCGGCGGUAAUGGCGGAGAAUACGGUGAGAAUGUUGCCAUUAGCAAUGGUAACAUAAGUGGUGCGCAAGCAGUGAAGUCGUGGGUGGAUGAAAAAGCUUACUUUGAUCGCAAUAGUAAAAAGUGUGUUCGUGGUGAGUGUCGUGAUUAUACUCAAGUGAUUUGGAAAAAUUCACUGAGGGUUGGAUGUGGGAAAGUGAAAUGUAAUAAUGGAGGCACAUUUGUUUCUUGUAAUUAUUAUCCUCCUGGAAAUAUUCCAGGUCAAGACCCAUUCUAA
Molecule: messenger RNA, 498 nt
Organism: Lathyrus sativus (Indian pea)
Lineage: Eukaryota; Viridiplantae; Streptophyta; Magnoliopsida; Fabales; Fabaceae
Source: the annotation of a GenBank genome assembly